This is a messenger RNA of Penicillium expansum, 3153 nucleotides long. RefSeq names its product glycerophosphocholine acyltransferase. Lineage: Eukaryota; Fungi; Ascomycota; Eurotiomycetes; Eurotiales; Aspergillaceae. Bases 1 to 3153 code for a protein of 1050 amino acids. The record is from RefSeq and is a predicted model, not a curated record. The transcript has 8 exons. Gene Ontology annotation, biological process: phosphatidylcholine biosynthetic process.
AUGGAUAUGAAUCGUGGAUAUCCAUUUGCCGGAGAGGUGCUGGAGCGAAGACACUCUGAUACGUGCAUCCCACAACAACCACCAAUGAAUAUGCUAAUCGUUCCCAAACAACCUCAUACCGCCGAAUAUACACACCCGCACUUCGCCAUGAUAUAUCUCGACCAUAACGGCCAAUGGCAACUACAAGCCUCGCCCUCAAUUGCAGGCUGUGAAGGCGCUAUCUUCACACCAGAUGUUACAGACCGAUUUAUCGAAAUGACUGGCCAGGCCCCACAGACCAGUCCGCAGUUUACAAACCCAGCCCAAGCACCUCACCCCCCUUGGGACGAGCAACCGUCUUCGGGAUGGGGCCAUGCCGGCCAGACGAGACAGGCCGAGAUGAUCCCGUUCCAAUGGUCGUCACAGCAAAGCCGAAAGAAGUCAAAGCGUUCCAGCGGCAUGCCUAGAGCUCGACCUAAAUCUAGCUCGCCGCCGCCUGCCACACCUCCACCCGGACGAACUGUUCUUCGUGUCGGUAACCGGGCGCUACUGCGACGGUACUACGAGAAGGCAUUCGAGGAUUUCCAGCAGCUCAACUGUCGCGCCAUCGCAAAAUCCUAUAUCAAGCUUGUCGAACCGAGGAAGCAGGUCCAUUACCCGUACAAUGGACGAAGGGUUAUUGCUGGUGUCUCACAGCGUGUUGACCCGGAGUUUACCAAGCCUGCGUGGUGGCCCGCCGGUGUCUUGCACAAGGAACCUGAUCAUUUGCUCAAGCCUGACCGACUGAGACUUCUUGUUCAUAUCCUCUGUGAAUUAAAGGAUAGCCACGGAGUCACAACAGACAAACUGCGUGACGCUGGGCAAGAUGUGAGACGCCAGAUCACUCCUGCCCACCGGCUACAGGUUCUAGACGAGAUCUACUUUGUGCGACAAAUGGAAGAACAGUUUCUGGAUGGUGAAAUCGACGCCAGUACCUUGAUCCAGGUAACACAAACACAUCUGCCAGAAGCAAUUUUCCAAGACGGCGAUGAACUAUCAUCCCGUGCACAUGCAGCACCAGCAACAGCGUCCGUGAUUGAGACCGAACAUGACAUGCACGAUGCAGGUGAUAACCCUGGCAUCUCCACGCUGGAAGAAGAUGACUCAAAGCUACACCACUCGCACAGUCUACCCCUCUCACCCACCACUAGCGACAACAUCACACCUGGUCCAAGCCAGCGCGCUGAUUGGAUCCGCAUGACGAUCCCCCAGCGCAGCUCUCCAUCCAACCACCAUUCACAUCACGAGCACACGUCAAUUUCUCACCUUCUCGCUGGUUCUUGUCCGAGUAUCUCCCCAUCCUUGGUGACUGCAUCAAAGUUGCAGCUGCAGUUCUAUAUCGCCGUUUCUGUGUCAUGCGCCAGUGAGUCCGGAGUUGUUUACUCUGUGGAUCGCCAACCACAAUUCGCCAUCAUCGCCCACACUCGCGCCUGGUUGGCACAUAUCUACUACGCUGUGCUCUUUGGGCUUGCAACUAUGGGGAUGCUAACAUUCAAUCGUUUCCUCAGUCGACCAUAUCCCAACACUAGGGACGGCCCGACGAUACUCUCUUUUCAGCAACAGUUCUUGAUGGAAAGCACCGGCUCGAGAAGAAAGUCUGAUCCCACCAUGUCGGCUGAACCGCGGGUCUCGACGCCAGGCCUGGACGAGAUCGAUGUGCCCUUCCCUUCAGACGACUUUACCGACAACGAUGAAAUUGGCUCUACUCUCACAUCCCCGGGACGUCUGUCACGCAACGGCUCCUUCUCAAAUAGCAGCUCGUACCAGGAGGACUGGGAGUCAUUUCCACCGCUGGACAAGCUGACUGUUUUCGACCUACUCGACAACAUCCAGCUCUCACAGCGCCUGGAGAAAUGGCAGCAGACUAUCGCCAUGCAAAAGGAGAAGGUGCGCAGGCAGCGGGAGAAGCUCAAGUCGUCUUCCUUGAACGCCAAGGAUCGUGUUGUGGGUGAAUGGAAGCGCCGGGCACCGACCGCCGAUGAGAAGCUGGAAAAGUAUCGUUCUCGGAUGAAGCAGGGUGUAGAGCGCCUGGGAAAGCAGUGGAACAAGACGGCGACUGUCACCCUCCGGGAGAAGAUGUCUUUUAUUGCUGGUGUGCUCAAUAUCUUCAUCAGCGGCUACCUGAUUGGUGCUUGCCCGGAGUACUUUUAUAUAUGGUUUAGCGCCCAGUUGGCAUAUUUCAUGCCCAUUCGCUACUUUACUUACCAUGCCAAGGGCUACCAUUACUUCUUGGCCGAUCUCUGCUACUUUGUCAAUUUGCUCUGCAUGCUGAGUAUUUGGGUCUUCCCCAACUCGAAACGGCUUUUUAUCAGCACCUUCUGCUUGACCUUCGGAAAUAAUGCGGCUGCAAUCGCAAUGUGGCGCAACUCUAUGGUCUUCCAUAGUAUGGAUAAGGUUGUUAGUCUCUUCAUCCAUAUCAUGCCACCUGUAACUUUGCACUGCAUCGUACACCUGACUCCGGUUGAGAAACUCAAGGAACGUUUCCCUGCUGUCUACAACAUCAAGUUCAGUCAGCCCGGGGAUCCAGAGCAUUAUGGUCUUGGUGCCAUGAUACUAUGGUCCACGGCCCCCUAUUUGGUGUGGCAGCUCAUGUACCACUUCCUGAUCACCGUGCGCCGCCGCGAUAAAAUCGCAGCGGGUCGCCCGACCAGCUUCACAUGGCUGCGCAAGUCAUACUCCAAAGCGUGGAUUGGACGAUUUGUGCUGAGUCUACCUGAGGCGCUGCAAGAGCCAUGCUUCAUGUUCAUCCAGUAUGGGUUUGCUUUGUCCACAAUGAUCCCUUGCCCGGUCUGGUUUUGGUCCAAAUGGGCCAGCGGUCUGUACAUGUCUGCGCUAUUUGUCUGGAGCAUCCACAAUGGAGCAACUUACUACAUCGACGUCUUUGGAAAGCGCUUCCAAAAGGAAUUGGAGCAGCUCAGGACAGAUGUUGCACGUUGGCAGAGCUCUCCCGAAGGAACCACUAGUCCCUUACUUGCCGCUGAGCCCAGUCCUCUCAGUGAGGCCAUCAAUGCACACAGCGCGGAGAAGCGAUCUAGCGUCGAUCGAAUCCCCUUGUUGGAUACUGCCGAGGCCUCUUCUAUCGAUAUCCAGCAGGAAGGUUUGAACAAAGACUCUCUUGCUAGAGAGCGAAUUUGA